AUGGCAGACAAUACAAUUGGCCAAAAAUCUUCCUCUUCCUCUCUAUCACAACCUACUCCUCCAUCUCCUUCUUUACUUCAUCCGGCUCUCACCGUUUCUAACAUAAAUAGCUUUAUCAAGGUCACACUUGAUAUUGAAAAAGACCAAUAUAUUACUUGGUCAGAACUAUUCAAAAUACAUGCCAAAGCAUAUAAAGUUCUAGACCACAUCACUCCACCAUCAAAGGAGGCAGAUAAAUCGAAUUCCUCUCCAUCUCUUUCCUCUCCAUCUCUUAAAGACACGGAUCUUGAACUCUGGUCACGAGUUGACGCCAUUGUUUUACAAUGGAUUUAUGGCACAAUUUCUGAAGAUCUUCUUCAUACAAUUAUUGAACGCGAUUCAACUGCAGAAAUAGCGUGGAACAGGCUAGAGGAUAUUUUUUCAGACAAUAAGAAUUCAAGAGCACUUUACCUGGAACAAGAAUUUUCUGCAGUUCGGAUGGAGCAAUUUCCAGAUGCUUCUUCUUACUGCCAGCAUCUAAAAACGCUAGUAGAUCAAUUAUCCAAUGUUGGCGCUCCUGUAUCAAAUAACAGGUUAGUACUUCAACUCGUCUCAGGUUUAACUGAUGCAUAUGCUACGGUUGGAUCACAGAUUCGCCAUGAGGACUCCCUUCCCCUUUUUUAUAAAGCUCGAUCAAUGAUUAUACUGGAGGAAACGGCAAUGGCGAAAAAGGCCGCAAUCCCCUGUGAUUCCACUGCCCUUCACGCAUCUACCGAUAACCAGUCACUCGGAAAUUUUGGGGAACAUUAUCGAGGGGGUCGCGGCGGCAGAACUGGAAACUUUGGUUCACGCGGUGGCAACUCUGGACGCGGCAGCAACUUCAAUUUUCGCGUCGGCCACUCUACAAAUCGCGGUGGCGGAAGGGGUGGUCGACAAUCUAAUGGCAGGGGCAGAGGAAACCGAGGAGGUCGACAAAUGCCAUCUCAGCCACACAAUCCAUUCUGGUAUAGUUCUAAUUCUUCUCAACAAAAUUGGGCUUCUCCACCUACAUGGAAUGGGCCAUGGCAACCUUGGGCUACUCCACCUUGUCCGUAUCCUACAACACCAGCCCAAUGGCAAAGAAAUCAACCACCACCAACCUCACAAUCUAUACUUGGGCCAAGACCAUCUCAAGCCCACUUGACAACAACAAAUUUGGGUCAAUCUUCGUAUGCACCAACCGAUAUUCAACAGGCUAUGCAUACUCUCUCAAUUACUCCUCCUGAUGAUCAAUGCUAUAUGGAUACAGGAGCUAAAUCUCACAUGACGUCAAAUGGAGGAUUUUCAGACAGGGAUGCGUUUAAUGAGAUGUGA
Messenger RNA from Ipomoea triloba (trilobed morning glory), 1332 nucleotides. RefSeq lists its product as uncharacterized. NCBI's taxonomy places the organism in Eukaryota, Viridiplantae, Streptophyta, Magnoliopsida, Solanales, Convolvulaceae. The transcript is spliced from 2 exons. The record is from RefSeq and is a predicted model, not a curated record. The coding region runs from base 1 to 1332 and encodes 443 amino acids.